GCAGGCCGCGUUCGGAGGCUGCUGGCGGGACUGGAGCUGCCGCGCUGGCUCCCGGAGAGUAAACCUCUGUUCUUUGGUUCCUGUUGUGGCCAUGGCUUCGUUCGUGACGGAAAUUCUGGCACACUCCGGGAGUCUGGAGAAGGAGGAUCUGGGAACUCGGAUCAGCCAUCUGACCCGGCGGGUGGAGGAAAUCAAGGGUGAGGUGUGCAGCAUGAUCAGCAAGAAGUACAGUGAAUUCCUGCCUAGCAUGCAAAGUGCACAGGACCUGGUUGCCCAAGUGGAUAAACUAUCUGAUGAUAUUGAUCUGUUGAAAUCCAGGAUAGAGAGUGAGGUCCGCCGAGAUCUUCAUGUAUCAACUGCUGAAUUUACAGACUUGAAGCAACAGUUGGAAAGAGACUCAGUAGUCCUAAGUCUGCUUAAACAGCUACAAGAGUUUUCUACAGCUAUUGAUGAAUAUAAUUGUGCAUUAGCAGAGAAGAAGUAUGUCACUGCUGCUCAACAUCUAGAAGAGGCACAGAAAUACUUGAAGUUAUUAAAAACCAGAAAAUGCUUUGAUUUAAAAAUCUUGAAAUCUCUUAGUAUGGAGCUCACGAUACAAAAACAGAACAUACUUUAUCACCUUGGCGAAGAGUGGCAGAAGCUGAUUGUAUGGAAGUUCCCACCAUCAAAAGGUGCUGCUGACCUCAGCAACUUGGAAUCUUGCCUGCAAACAGAACUUCAUUUAUGUACUGGACAAUCUCACAGUGAAGAGAAGACUCCUGUGCCACCAACCAGUUCUGUCCUCUUGGCAUUUUCUAUUCUUGGAGAGCUGCAUACUAAACUUAAAUUAUUUGGUCAGAUGUUGCUGAAGUAUGUCCUUAGGCCUCUGGCAUCUUGCCCUUCCCUUUUUGCUGUGGUAGAAAGCCAGCCUAAUAUUAUUAUCAUUCGUUUUGAAUCUAUGAUGACUGACUUGGAACACCCGUCACCAUCUGAAGUUUUUGCAAAGGUCAAGCUGGUUCUGGAAGUGCUGCAGAAACAUCUCCUAGAUUCGCCUCUUGAUACUGAUCUAGAAAAUGAAAAAACAUCUAAGAUCAUACUGGCUGAGAUGCUUGGUGACAUGAUCUGGGAGGACUUGUCUGAGUGCCUCAUUAAAAACUGUUUGGUUUAUUCUAUCCCAACAAAUAGCAGCAAGUUACAGCAAUAUGAGGAGAUCAUACAGUCCACUGAAGAAUUUGAAAAUGCCUUAAAGGAGAUGAGGUUUUUGAAAGGAGAUACCACUGAUUUGCUGAAAUAUGCUCGUAAUAUCAAUUCUCAUUUUGCUAACAAGAAGUGUCAGGAUGUGAUUGUGGCGGCUAGAAACCUCAUGACCUCUGAAAUUCACAACACUGUGAAGAUUACUCCUGAUUCUAAGAUUAGUGUGCCUGACUUACCCACUCCUGAUGAGGAUGACAAGCUACAAGUACAGAAAAUGUCCACAACUCAGUACAAUGAAGUGGUGAAUUUACAGCCUGAAAAUACAUUGGACCAACAUUCCUUUUCUUUGCCCACAUGCCGUAUCAGUGAAUCUGUGAAGAAAUUAAUGGAACUUGCCUAUCAGACUUUACUAGAGGCCACAACCAGCAGUGAUCAAUGUGCUGUUCAACUUUUCUACUCAGUAAGGAAUAUCUUCCAUUUGUUCCAUGAUGUUGUACCAACAUAUCAUAAGGAGAACCUUCAAAAACUACCCCAGUUGGCUGCCAUUCACCACAACAACUGUAUGUAUAUUGCUCAUCACUUGCUGACCCUCGGGCAUCAGUUCAGAUUACGCCUUGCCCCCAUUCUUUGUGAUGGCACUACUACUUUUGUGGAUCUUGUACCUGGCUUCAGGAGACUUGGAACAGAGUGUUUUUUGGCCCAAAUGCGGGCACAGAAAGGAGAACUUCUGGAAAGAUUAUCAAGUGCUAGGAACUUUUCAAAUAUGGAUGAUGAAGAGAACUAUUCUGCGGCGAGUAAAGCAGUCCGUCAGGUACUGCAUCAGCUGAAGAGACUUGGACUUGUGUGGCAGGAUGUCCUGCCAGUGAAUAUAUAUUGCAAGGCUGUGGGGACUUUACUCAAUACAGCAAUUUCUGAGAUUAUUGUCAGAAUCACUGCCCUAGAGGACAUCUCUACGGAAGAUGGUGAUAGAUUAUAUUCCUUAUGCAAAACAGUGAUGGAUGAAGGACCCCAGGUAUUUGCACCUCUGUCUGAAGAAAGCAAGAAUAGGAAGUAUCAAGAAGAAGUUCCAGUUUAUGUGCCAAAAUGGAUGCCAUUCAAAGAACUGAUGAUGAUGUUACAGGCCAGCCUGCAGGAAAUUGGGGAUCGGUGGGCAGAUGGAAAAGGACCUUUGGCAGCUGCAUUCUCUUCCAGUGAAGUAAAAGCUUUAAUUCGCGCCUUGUUCCAGAAUACAGAAAGAAGAGCAGCUGCCCUUGCGAAGAUUAAAUAGCUCUAUAUUCCUAAGAAAGCCAUGUCUAGACCAUGUGGAUUCCUCUCGUGGCAUAAUUCUUUAAAGACUUCUUGAAAUUGCCCAUUGGUCUUGGUGAACCAAGUUCAGUUAUAAUGGAAGUUCAGUUUCACCUAGGAACGCCGUACCUUGUGGCCUGUAUGAGGCUUUGUUAAAGAAUUAGAUGUUAGAUAAGACAGGACAUCAAGUUGAAGUACCUUAAUUUGAUGACUUUCUAGCUACCCUCCCUGAUAAGAAACUGUGGGGCUGCAUUGUUUCCUGUUGCUUCCCCUCUGGGAACUGUAUUAAUUGUAAAUGUAGACCCUUGCCUUCAGUCAGGGAAUCCUGGAGAUUUGUGAGCAAAGGGGAAAUAUAUUUUGGGGGGUAGGAGAACCAUAUUUUGUCUUGUAGGAAUUAAUAAGAAUUCCUAAAAUUUCUUUCCAAUAAAUAAUACUUUGAAGAGUGA
Messenger RNA from Phyllostomus discolor (pale spear-nosed bat), 2903 nucleotides. RefSeq names its product zw10 kinetochore protein (gene ZW10). Gene Ontology annotation, cellular component: nucleus; chromosome, centromeric region; RZZ complex. The transcript has 16 exons. Gene Ontology annotation, biological process: mitotic spindle assembly checkpoint signaling; endoplasmic reticulum to Golgi vesicle-mediated transport; mitotic cell cycle. The record is from RefSeq and is a predicted model, not a curated record. Bases 92 to 2440 code for a protein of 782 amino acids. NCBI's taxonomy places the organism in Eukaryota, Metazoa, Chordata, Mammalia, Chiroptera, Phyllostomidae.